GCACGAAAUUUUCAAUGAUUUGUAGAAAAAUAUUCAGAAUAAAUCAAUGAAAUACGAAGAAAAAGAGAUAUGUCGGAACUCGAUACCAAAUGGCAGCUACCUCCUGUUAGACCUGGCAGACUUUGGAAUGUUUCCAGCAGACUGGUGAUAAGCAGUGUCUCGAUAUUGAGCAAAAUUUGGGGAGGUUACCUGAAUAGUACCAAGACGCACAAUGUGGAAAUUCUCCAUGAAGCUUUAGAACGUCCAGUAGAUCAACCCUUAAUCACAGUGUGCAAUCAUAUGUCAUGCCUCGAUGACCCUGUUCUUUGGGGUAAGCGGCAGAGAGGUAUACUUCGAUGGAGACAUCUCCUCCUGCAGCCCAUGCAUCUGCGCUGGGGACUGGCCGGUCACGAUAUCUGUUUCACAAAGGAGUGCCAUGCCUUGUUUUUCAGUCUGGGUAAAACGGUGCCAAUCAUAAGAGGAAAUGGUGUCUACCAGAGAUCUAUGAAUUUUGCAGUUGAACAACUUAACAAAGGAGAUUGGGUGCACGUGUACCCAGAAGGGAGAGUCAACAUGACAAAUGAACUCAUGCGAUUUAAGUGGGGAGUUGGGCGUUUAAUAGCUGAAUGUAAAAAUCUUCCUCUGGUCAUACCAUUUUGGCACAUAGGCAUGGACGACAUUCUUCCAAAUUACCAGUAUAUGCCAAAAAUAGGAAAAAAAGUGACAGUGUAUGUAGGGCAGCCAAUCGACUUCAGGGAACAAUUGAGAAAUCUUCGAGAAUCAAAGAAAACUGCUAUUGAAAUACGGAAGCAAAUCACAGACAGGAUACAGGAGGAGUUGCACUCAAUAAAGCCAAUUGCUGAAAAGCUUCAUUUAGAAUUCAAAGCUGGAAAGAAGUCAUGACGAAUGGCAUAGAGACAUUUCAUAUUCUACAACUUACUACUGACUAAUUUUACUCUUUGAGUCAUUUGUCUGUUGGGUCAGUGAUGUGCCAUAUACCAAGAUUUUUAGGACUUGUGUGUCUGUUAUUGGACAAUUAGUGUGAGAAAGUGUGUGCUUAGAAUUAAAGAGGAUCCAACUACUAGAAUAGAGGCCAGGAGCUUUCAUGCAUACACAAAGUGCCAGUGACAUCUGACAAAGACUUCUUGGACUGGUUUCGUUAUCUGUCCAUCUGGAGGCAGUGGGAUUUAGAUAUGGCAGUGCAGAGUCAUUGUCUCGACCUAUUCACACGGAGAAGACAGAGAGUAUUAUGUAUUGAGAUUUUAUGUAUUGUGUAUUAAUUUGCUGCGUUUGUGCAUUUCUAAACAUCAUCUUGAAUAAAAUUAUUUAAUUAGAAAA
This is a messenger RNA of Lineus longissimus, 1317 nucleotides long. RefSeq names its product tafazzin-like. Gene Ontology annotation, cellular component: mitochondrial membrane. Lineage: Eukaryota; Metazoa; Nemertea; Pilidiophora; Heteronemertea; Lineidae. The coding region runs from base 70 to 882 and encodes 270 amino acids. Gene Ontology annotation, biological process: cardiolipin acyl-chain remodeling; inner mitochondrial membrane organization. Gene Ontology annotation, molecular function: 1-acylglycerophosphocholine O-acyltransferase activity. The record is from RefSeq and is a predicted model, not a curated record. The transcript has 8 exons.